Messenger RNA from Mangifera indica (mango), 852 nucleotides. RefSeq names its product high mobility group B protein 2-like. NCBI's taxonomy places the organism in Eukaryota, Viridiplantae, Streptophyta, Magnoliopsida, Sapindales, Anacardiaceae. The coding region runs from base 170 to 613 and encodes 147 amino acids. The record is from RefSeq and is a predicted model, not a curated record. The transcript has 8 exons.
AAUUUCAAUUUCCUCUCGCCUCUCCCCACUAAAUAUCUCCGCCCUUCGAUAUCUCAGCUCACAAACAAAGCUCAACACAUAAGACGCCUCUAGCCUUUUCUCUGUCUUGUUCUUCUAACUUUCUCUCUCAUCUGAAACCCUAAUCUAACCCUAAUUAACCGGAUUCGCCAUGAAAGGAGGUAAAUCCAAGUCAGAUGCCAAGAGCUCGAGACUUGCCGUGAACAAAAAGCCUAUAAAGGCAGCUGGAAAGAAAGCGGGUAAGGCGGCUAAAGAUCCAAACAAGCCCAAGAGGCCGGCUAGUGCCUUCUUUGUUUUCAUGGAGGAGUUCCGUGAGCAGUAUAAGAAGGACCACCCUAAAAACAAAUCAGUAGCCGCUGUUGGUAAAGCUGGUGGAGAGAAAUGGAAGUCCAUGUCUGAUGCUGACAAAGCCCCAUAUGUUGCCAAGGCUGAGAAACGCAAAUCUGAUUAUGAGAAAGAAUUGAAAAAUUAUAACAAGAGACAGGCUGAGGCUCCUAAGGCUGAGGAUGAAGAAGAGUCUGAGAAGUCAAUGUCAGAGGUGCAUGAUGAGGAUGAAGAUGAAGAUGGCAGUGGCGAGGAGGAUGAUGAUGAGUAGGAAUUGGCGAGGAAGAUUUCAUAGUCAUUUAGGCUGUGACAGUGUUUGAACAAAAUAUGUUAAUGUUUGUGCUUCAUGUUAAUUUUUAGAUACCUUUUGUCAUGUGAGGGAAUCAUGUUUCUCCUGUCACUUUCUCUUGCUCCUCAAAAUUAAUAGUUGUAGAUGUAAGAUUCACUACUAUAUGUACUUUGCUUCUAAAGCUUAAUGAUUUAGUUAAGGUGUUUCAUCUUUUGUAGAAA